AUGAUUGUGUGUGGGGGGGUAUCGUUCCUCCAGGUGGGGAACCUGUUUGGGAAGCACCGCUCGACCAUCAUCACCCUCUACAAUGGGGCCUUCGACUCGUCCUCCGCUGUCUUCCUUGUGGUCAAGCUGCUGUACGAGCAAGGCCUGACCCUGCGAGCCAUGUUCCUCUUCCUCUCAGCCUGCAGUGCCUGGCACCUGACCCGCACCUUCUUCCUGAUGCCUAGGUGGCACAUCCCCUACCCGCUGCCCCCAGGAUACACAUACGGGCUGAGGUGCCGGAGGCAGGGGUGCUCUUACCGUACCCAUGAGGAGCAGCGGCCAGGCCUGGGCGAUGGAGCCCACGAGCCCAGCGACCCGUGCUCGGAGCCAGGCCCGGGAGAUGCUGAUGCCAGCAAGGCCCCCAUGGGCAAAGUAAGCACCUACACCAAUGCCUUCGCCUUCACCCAGCUCUGCGGGGUCCUGUGCGCCCCCUGGAAUGGGCUCAUCUUAGACCGGCACAAGCGUGGGAGGAGCAAGGAUGGCAGUGCCAAAGGUGGCUCGGACUCCCUGGCGGACCUGCACUCCUGCGUCCUGUCACUGGCUGUGACGGUGCUGCAGUGUGUAGCCUUCUCGGUCUGUGCCUCCGUGCCAGUGCUGCCCGUGCAGUACGCCACCUUCAUCCUGCAGGUGCUGAGCCGCUCCUUCCUGUACGGGGGCAACGCCGCCUUCCUGGCCAUCGCGUUCCCGCUGGAACAUUUCGGGAAGCUAUAUGGGCUGGUGAUGGGCCUGUCGGCCUUGGUGUCACUCCUCCAGUACCCCUGCUUCGCCCUCAUCAAGGGACCGCUCAGCGAUGACCCCUUCUAUGUGAACAUUGGCCUCAUCAUCGUCAUCCUCCUGGCCUUCGUCAGUCCGCUGGUGGUGCUGCGGGAGUACCAGCGCCGGGAGAGGGAGCAGGAAAAGCAACAUGUUGACUCACCCCCCCUGACCCUGGCCAAGGCCGGUGUGGAGUCCUCCAUCUGACCCCCCCAGCAGGGAUCUUCAAGGGCUGCUCCCCCCCAAAAGGGAAUUAGGAGUGCAGGCUGAGCCCCAGCCAAUCCCCAGCUGUGUCCCUCCAGCCCAGCAUUGUCACCAUCAGCUCCAGCCAGGCACUCACUCCUCUUCAGCGGCAGGGUGGUGGGUCACGAUGGGUUAUUUUUACAGAUACUUGAUUUUCUAGGUUUUUGUAUAGCCCGGUCGGUAUAAAUCCAGCCUUUCCCUCUCCCUGCACCCAGGGUGCGCGGCAGGGUGUGUGUGUGUGUGUAUUAUAGUUCCCCUUAUCGGCAGGGUGUAUUUCAGUCCCCCUAUUUCCUUCUCUUUUACUACAGAGAUUUUAUUUCUGUGCUUUUUUGUAAAAGCGAGGGAACGGGACGUCCCCGGCGCCUUCCUCCCUGAAAUCACAUAAACGCUAAU
Messenger RNA from Terrapene triunguis (Three-toed box turtle), 1428 nucleotides. RefSeq names its product solute carrier family 43 member 3 (gene SLC43A3). NCBI's taxonomy places the organism in Eukaryota, Metazoa, Chordata, Testudines, Emydidae. The coding region runs from base 1 to 999 and encodes 332 amino acids. The record is from RefSeq and is a predicted model, not a curated record. The transcript has 7 exons.